This is a messenger RNA of Bolinopsis microptera, 943 nucleotides long. RefSeq lists its product as uncharacterized. The record is from RefSeq and is a predicted model, not a curated record. The coding region runs from base 308 to 943 and encodes 211 amino acids. NCBI's taxonomy places the organism in Eukaryota, Metazoa, Ctenophora, Tentaculata, Lobata, Bolinopsidae. The transcript is spliced from 4 exons.
UUCAGAGACACAGAUCUCUUCCACCAAUUAAAACCUCAGAGGGUCUUACACAUACGCUAAGCAUUCAAAAAUCCCACUCAGACUACCAACAUGUGCCUCAGAAGGAGUCAUCUGUUCCCAGGGUCAGCCACAUCAUUGUUCAAGCAGGUUUUCAAUGUCAUGCUCAAAAACGAUGGAUUUGGUUACCAUCCCUUCAAAGUCAGCAGCCAACACCUAUAAAGGCAUUUACUCGUGCUCAGCCACCAAUUAAAGAUCUAUACCGUAGAUCAUGUGAACUAUCCAAUCUCGUCCUACCUCCUCAAAAAUCAUGCACACGAGAAAUGCCCAAACUCGUAUUGUAAAUUCUCGGCCCAAGGGCAGCAGUUACUUGGAUCUCAUUAGGAAAAUGGGCCACCUCAAUCUGCUGGAUUUGCCACAUUACUUACAGGUAAAGUUGUUAGAGAACACCCAAUUCCGCAAAGUCCUGUCAGCGCACCCUAUCGACAACAUACCCUACAGUGUUUUAUCUGAGGGUGUGCUGCUAGAACUGAUGAGGUGUCAGUUGUCUCCGCAGCUCCCUGCUAACCCUUCUCUGGAGGGAGUGGGUAUUUUCUUUGAUCCUCCUGAUGAUCUGACGUCCAAACAAGAGCCGAAAUGUCUGAUAAUGCCAAGACGCCCUCUGGAUUGGCCGGAACCCAGUACAUACGUGCCCAACAUGCACCGGAAGAUAGAGCCCUCUGAUCUGCCUGGCCCAAUGGUAAACCGUGUCGGCAAACCAAGCUUCAGGGAGUACGUGAUGAGCAAGCGAUCUAGCGAAUGGGGGGGGUCGUGGGCCAUCUUUGUUCGUGUGUGCGCGAGAGUGCCGGAGCGAGGGGUGAGUUUCCUUUUGUACAUGUUUGACGUUGAGAGCUGGAUAAUUUUACCUAAUCUUGACCUGCUGUUUGACCUAGCCUUCGUCCACUAA